Helobdella robusta is the source of this 675-nucleotide messenger RNA. RefSeq lists its product as hypothetical. Gene Ontology annotation, biological process: regulation of G2/M transition of mitotic cell cycle; protein phosphorylation; regulation of gene expression. Gene Ontology annotation, cellular component: nucleus; cyclin-dependent protein kinase holoenzyme complex; cytoplasm. NCBI's taxonomy places the organism in Eukaryota, Metazoa, Annelida, Clitellata, Rhynchobdellida, Glossiphoniidae. Gene Ontology annotation, molecular function: cyclin-dependent protein serine/threonine kinase activity; ATP binding; cyclin binding. The coding region runs from base 1 to 675 and encodes 224 amino acids. The record is from RefSeq and is a predicted model, not a curated record. The transcript has 7 exons.
AUGGAAACGAAAAAGUUUAAGAAGUUACAAAAAUUAGGCGAAGGUACGUACGGCGUUGUAUACAAGGCACAAGAUUGUCUUAAUAACAAUAUAAUCGCUCUGAAGUUCAUUCGCUAUGAAAAACAAACAAACAGCAUCCCAAGUUCUGCUCUUCGUGAAAUUGCAAUAAUUAAAAAUCUAAACCAUCCAAACAUAGUCAGGUUUUUUGAAGUUAUUAAAAAUUCCAAAGGUUAUUAUCUUGUUUUUGAGUGUUUGAAUAGUGAUUUGAAAAAAUAUUUAAAUACUUGUAACAUUUUUAAAUUAUUCUUGGGACAGAGCUUGACAAAACAACUGGUUGAUGGUUUAUUGUACUGUCAUUCAAAUGGAAUCAUUCACAGAGACCUAAAACCACAAAACUUACUUUUAACCCUGGAUGGAAAGCUUAAAUUGGCAGACUUUGGACUGGCACGAACUACAAGCAUUCCAUUGAGAUCGUAUUCAUUAGAUAUAGUAACAUUAUGGUACAGAAGUCCUGAAAUAUUAUGUACUCCAGAUGAAAAUACAUGGAGAGGAGUAACACAAAUGCCAGAAUACAAUUUCAAUUUCCCAAAAUGGAAGCCAUUAAAUCUUAGACAAUUUUUCAAUAUUGGUACAGAAGCACUAAACUUCCUGAAUGUAAUUUUAUUAACAUUUUAA